AUGACGCCAAAUGAGACUUCGCCCAUGCUUCCGCUGCAUGCGGGAGCCGAGACGCGUCGUCUCAAUGAACCACCGUCCCAGGCUCCAGUGUCAAGUCCGCGUCCCAAUUGGCUAUCGCGUCUCACUUUCAGUUCGCUCAGUCCACUGCUCGAUCGCGGCGCGUCGCAGCCGCUUAAAGCCUCAGAUUUAUGGCCUUUAGAGUCGGCUGACGACACAGUUGAGGUGACCAACACUCUGCGGGUCGCUAUAAAUAACAGCCAAUCGCUCAAGCUCUCGCUUCGACAGGUGUUUUUCAGCUUCAACAUGUACCUAGCCGGGACGUGUAAACUCACUGGCGACUGCUUGACGUUCGUCCGCCCCGUCUGUUUCUUUGCGUUAAUUCAGUACGUUGAAUCUCCCACGCCAGCGUGGAGCUCCAUUCCCUCAAAUGGCUACAUCUUCAGUUUCGUCCUCUUUGCAGCUUCGAUACUACGGACGCUCUGCCUGCAGCAAUGCCAGCAUUUGAGUAUGCGAGAAGCCACUCGAGUCCGCGCGGCACUCACAAUGCUCGUGUACGAAAAGUCCCUCACGUUGUCAGCGCAGACCCAAAGCUCAGUGGGUUUACCAAAACUUAUGGAUCUCGUCACAGUGGACAUUGACGGGAUUUUCAAGCUUUGGAGCAAGAUCCACAGUGUAUGGGCAGCCGGGAUCCACUUGGUUAUUGGACUUAUUCUAUUGACCCAGUGCAUCGGUCCUGCAUCACUUGUCAGUGCUGUGAUUAUGAUUCUUUUGCCAAUGGUAAAGUCAGCGUUAUCAUCGCUGACGGCCAGUACAUCGACCAAGUUGGCUGACUGCACGAACAAGCGGCUCACGUUUCUUACGGACUUGUGCCAGCACAUUCGCGUGGUCAAGUUCUAUGCUUGGGAGAGCGAGCUGCUGGGACAGGUUGAUGCCCUUCGAGAGGAAGAACGACGUUUUCAAAAGAAAAUGGUCAUGUGGAACGCUUGUCGAAGUGCUAUUGAGCAGGCAGGACCUGUGCUCGUGUCGUUCGGUACAUUUGCUGCGUACUCGUACCUUGAAAGCAAACCACUGACGGCUGACAAGGCAUUCACCGCGAUCGCGUUAUUCAGUAUUAUUCGGCCGACACUCAUGACGCUGCCGCAAGUCUUGCCAUUGAUUUGUAUCGCAACUGGAUCCAUCAAACGCGUGGAGGCUUUUCUUCAUCUGAAACAGCGCGAGCGCGUUCCGACAGCGCGAUCCAGUUCCUUCAUUGAUGAUCCAUCGUUUGAGAUCCGCCAUGCAACAUUCAAGUGGAAGGACACAGAGGAGCUACUAACAGGAGCUCGUGAGGAAGGUGUCUCGCUUCCUCAGCUUCCGAAUGUCACAAUUUCUGUACCAAAAGGCAAGCUGACCCUCGUUGUUGGAGGUGCUGGAAGUGGCAAAUCGGCUCUUCUAGCCGCAAUACUAGGAGAGCUGCAACCUGAAUACGGCGUGGUGCGCUUCCCUUCACGAUAUAUAUCAUACGCAGCUCAAAUGCCUUACAUCAUCGACGCUAGCGUCCAAGAAAAUGUCCUCUUUGGCGCUCCACUGGAUACCGCUCGUCUUCACCGGGUUGUGAAGUGCUGCGAAUUGGAGAAAGAGCUCGUACGUCUUCCGAAUGGAUUCCAGAGCGAAAUCAGUAAAGAUGGCAUAACGCUAAGCGACGACCAGAAGCAGCGCCUUUCGAUUGCGCGAGCCUUAUAUCCAAAAGAGCAGGAGCUCUAUGUCUUUGACGAUCCAUUAUCAGCCUUGGACGUCCAUGUUGCCACCCGAAUUUUCCACCAAUGUUUUAGCGAGUUGACGGGUGGGCUUUUGGCUGGCCUCACGCGGGUCGUAAGUACUCAUGCGGUACAAUUUGCUCAUCUAGCGGACUGGAUUAUAGUCAUGGAUAACAUGCGCGUCGUUGAGAUGGGAACGUAUCAGGACCUCACACAAGUCACAGCGAACGGAAAAUUUGCAUCGAUGCUCAGAAUGUACCAUCCUGCUGAAGAACCUGUUGUUGAGCGUGCGAUUGUUCCUGAUGACCCAGCGGAAGAUUUGGAAAUGAUCCAAUCUGAUGCACGGUCAAACUCUUGCGUCGAUGUGUCACAGCAGGACGAAGAGAAAUCUGCGGGUCAGGUGUCGUGGAACGUAUUCUUAUCGUACCUCGUAUCGUGCGGCACUCUAUCGACGGUCGGGGCCUUCGUCCUUCUAUUCACGAAGCAGGUCGUGUCCAUAUCGACAGAUUUCUGGCUGACAAAGUGGACCAGCAAUAGCGCCGCUGGGGUCGACUCGGUCUUUUACCUCACCUUCUAUGCCUACCUCGGUCUAAGUACCAUCUCCCUUGGGUUUGUGGGAGAGCUCUGCUGCCAAUAUGCUGGGCUUCGUGCAUCGAAACAAGUUCAUCAUUCCUUCUUGCACAGCGUUAUCAAGGGCACACUGCGCUUCUUCCAUACAAAUUCCGUUGGCUGCAUUCUCAAUCGAUUUUCACACGACAUGUACAUCAUUGACGAAAAACUGAACAAGGCCAUUGUGCAAUGUGUUACGACAUCCCUUGCAUUAUUGAGCAUGCUGGUGAUCCAGAGCUCUAUGGCUCCUAUGCUGUUGGUUCUGCUGAUUCUACUAUUUAUCUGCUCUAUCUGGUACCAACGAUAUUGCAAUAAGUCUUGUCUGGAAUUGCACCGCUUGGACCGCGUUUCCAGAUGUUGUUUGUACGACCACUUUACGCAGACACUCAAUGGACUCGCAACGAUCCGAGCAUUUGGUGUAAUUCAACAGAGUCAAAGCACAGCAGCAUUGAAGAUGAAUGAGAGCACGAGGGCUCUUCUUUCACUAAACCUGGUACAUUGCUGGUUGAGCGUCAGAUUGGAGCUAUUGAGUGCACUGAUGACCUAUGCCGUCGCGUUUUUUGUCAGUCGCAACUACCUGGUACUCUCGAGCGCCAUGGCGGGCUUGCUACUGUGCUACUCGCAAGAUAUGACGUUACUACUUGAUUCGAUCAUUCGAAGCAGUAUCGAUGUGACGGACAUGAUGACAAGCGUGCAACGGACACGCGCGUAUCGCCACAUUGAGUCCGAACCAGUGACGUUACUUGUGCAUCAUUAUGAACGCUUUACUUCACUCAAGUCGCGUGCACUACAGCUACGACCUCAUUGGCCUGAGCAUGGAAGAAUCGAUUUUGUCAACGUCUGCGUCAAGUACGAUCGAAAUGCACUACCGGCGCUUCACGGCGUUUCAUUUAGCAUCGAAGGCGGUGAGAAAGUUGGCAUUUGUGGUCGUGCUGGAGCUGGAAAGAGCACCCUUCUUCUUGCGCUGUAUCGAAUGGUAUCAUUUGAUAACGAAAGUAGUAGUAUCUAUAUCGAUCAAGUAUGUACAACUGCUCUGACACUGACUGAGUUGCGAUCAAGGAUGGCUAUCAUCCCACGAGACCCGGUUCUCUUUGCGGCAAAUGUACGGUUUAACCUCGAUCCGACGCGUCAAAGCACUGACCACGAAAUGUGGACUGCACUCGGGAAGGUGGGCCUAGAAGCGUUUGUCAAGGGUUUAGACGGUGGUCUAGAUGCCGAACUUGAGGGAGGUACAAGCUUCAGUAUCGGUAAGCGACAGCUGAUGGGUCUUGCACGUGCAAUCCUGCGUAACUCCAGAAUACUGUGCUUCGACGAGGCCACAACUGCAAUGGAUCACGAAACGGAUGAGCGUAUCCAGUCAACAAUCCGUCGAGAGUUUACCGAGGCUACGGUCCUAACGAUAUCCCGCCGUGUGGAUACGGUUCUUGAUUACGACAAAAUUGUGGUACUCAAGGAGGGACGCAUUGUGGAAAUCGGCCCACCAUCCGAAUUGCGAGACAAGCGUAAUGGCGAGUUUGCUGGUAUCAUGCUGCAAACUUUGUGA
Peronospora matthiolae is the source of this 3888-nucleotide messenger RNA. NCBI's taxonomy places the organism in Eukaryota, Oomycota, Peronosporomycetes, Peronosporales, Peronosporaceae. The record is from the annotation of a GenBank genome assembly.